AUGGCCGAAGAACCAUCUCUUCAGGCAGAGGGCCGUGCCCAUGACGACUACGACCAGCCGGUGGCGGUAGAAGAUGAAGAGGAGGAGCGGGAGGAGGAGGAAGCAGAAGUAGACGGGGAAGAGGAAGAGGAAGAGGAAGAAGAAGAGGGAGAAGAAGAAACAAGUGAGCUGUCGGAUAUUGACUCGACAUCGGUUUCCGAGUCGGAGUCUGACGACGACGGCGCACAUUCAAUAUCCGAGAACCUGAUAAAAGGAGUAUUCGAGAAUGGACGGAGGUACUGUAACGACACAUAUUUCAUGCCAAACGACGAGGCCGAGCAGACGCGAUUGAACAUCGUUCAUCAAAUUUUCUUGAUCCUGCUUGACGGUGAAUUGACCAAGGCUCCCGUCCCAAAAGGCGCCAGUCGCAUCUUGGAUGUCGGGACGGGACCUGGGGAUUGGGCCAUUGAGAUGGGCGAGCUGUAUCCGGACGCCGAGAUCAUUGCCACGGACAUCAGCAUCUUUGAUGGCGGUCCGGGCCGGUUUGGGCUUCCUAACGUCCACUUUCAACUUGACGAUGCCGAGGAGGAGUGGACGUACCAUGAGCCAUUCGAUUUGAUUCACAUGCGGGGCCUCUCAGGCGCCUUUCGUGACUGGAAUGCGGUCUACAAACAGGCGUUCAAGCACCUCAAGGCGGGCGGGUACAUCGAAGUGUCGGAAUCCGACCCGGCAGCAGACAUCACGAAUAUCCCUAAUGCUCCUCCAAAUUCCUACUUCAGCAUUCUUAUGUCGGCCAUGCGAAACACCGCCGACGCGGCCGGGUUUCCACGCGGGCGUGAUCAUCUCCGGCCCUCGGCGCUCACAUCUGUUGGGUUUGUGGAUGUGCGAGUCCACGAUAUCACCGUCCCAGUGGGGACGUGGCCGCAAGACCCUCGGCAAAAGACCCUGGGCAAGAUGGCCCUGAUUGGCCUCCUCGAGGGCUUGGAAGCGAGAAGUCUCCGCCAAUUGACUGCGACGGGGAAGUGGACCGCUGACGAAGUGCGAGAUUUGUGCGAGAAGGCGAAGCGUGAGAUCGUUGCCGCAGAGGGUAUGACGGUGUCAGUACGGUUCGUGACUGGGAGAAAGCCGAUGUCAUACGCACCGUACAGGAUAAGGCACCGGCGAAAAAUGGACCAGCUUUUUCGUGAACUGCAGCUGAAGUGA
Messenger RNA from Rasamsonia emersonii CBS 393.64, 1182 nucleotides. RefSeq lists its product as uncharacterized. Gene Ontology annotation, molecular function: methyltransferase activity. Bases 1 to 1182 code for a protein of 393 amino acids. The transcript has 2 exons. NCBI's taxonomy places the organism in Eukaryota, Fungi, Ascomycota, Eurotiomycetes, Eurotiales, Trichocomaceae. The record is from RefSeq and is a predicted model, not a curated record.